GGCAGGGGGCGCGCCGCUGCAGCAACAUUUUGUGUGCGUGUCGCUGCCGUUGUUUCAUCUCCCUCCCGCGCGCUCGCUCCCUCGCCCGCCUGCCUCUCGUUGUCUUGCUCGCUAUGAAGACCAAGUUCUGUAACGGCGGCGAAGCCGACCCUUCCCCGCUGGGGCUCCUGCUGGGGUGCGCCCAGGGCCCGGUUUUGCCCGCCCUCACCCAGUCGCCCUCGUCUCUGCCGUCGCCACCCUCUAACGCCGAGGUCGAAGCGAAGGAGCUGGGGCUCCGGGGACAGCAGCAGCAGCAGCAGCACCAGCCUCUCUCUCUGCCGCCCACCCCGCCGACCCCUCCCUCCCCGCCGGUUGAGGAGCAGCCCGACCCCCGCACCCGCCGCAAGGCGUAUCUGUGGUGCAAGGAGUUCUUGCGGGGGGCGUGGCGGGGGCUGCGGGAGGAUCAGCUGCGCAUCACGCCCAUCAGAGGUGGCCUCAGUAACAUGUUGUUCCAGUGCUCAUUACCUGAUACCAUAGAGACUGUGGCAGAUGAACCACGCACUGUCCUUCUUCGUUUAUAUGGUGCAAUUCUACAAAUGAGGUCCUGUAAUAAAGGAGGAUCUGGACAGGCUCAAAAGGAAAAUGAUUUACAAGGUGCAGAAGCUGUGGUUCUGGAGAGUGUUAUGUUUGCCAUUCUUGCUGAGAGAGCUCUUGGACCAAAGCUCUAUGGAAUCUUUCCACAAGGCCGGCUGGAGGAAUUCAUUCCUAGCAGGAAGCUGGACACUGAAGAACUAGGUUUGCCUGAUAUAUCAGCAGAAAUAGCUGAGAAAAUGGCUAGAUUUCAUGGAAUGAAAAUGCCAUUUAAUAAAGAACCUAAGUGGCUCUUUGGAACCAUGGAAAAGUACCUAAACCAAGUGAUGAGAAUCAAGUUUACUAGGGAAUCGCGUGUUAGAAAACUGAACAAGAUCCUCAGUUACAAUCUGCCCCAAGAAAUGAAAAGUCUACGGUCCUUACUUGAAGCUACUUCAUCUCCAGUUGUGUUUUGCCAUAAUGACUGCCAAGAAGGAAAUAUUUUGCUUCUUGAAGGCAGAGAAGAUUCUGAGAAGCAAAAACUGAUGCUUAUUGACUUUGAAUACAGCAGCUACAAUUAUAGAGGGUUUGACAUUGGAAAUCACUUCUGUGAAUGGAUGUAUGACUAUGUGUAUGAAAAAUACCCAUUCUUCAAAGUGAACUUCCAGAACUACCCUUCAAAGAAGCAACAGCUCCAUUUCAUCUCCAGUUAUCUAGCUGCAUCUCAAAGUGGGUUUGAAAAUCUGAGCAAUGAAGAUAAGUCCAAAAUAGAAGAAGAAAUGUUGGUUGAAGUAAAUAGGUUUGCUCUUGCGUCUCAUUUCUUCUGGGGUCUGUGGUCCAUUAUACAGGCAAAGAUAUCAUCUAUUGAGUUUGGAUACAUGGACUAUGCACUCUCAAGAUUUGAUGCCUACUUUGACCAGAAGAGGAAACUCAAAGUCUGAAGGUUGAAGACUGGACAAUCAGUUCCUGUACUGUAUAAGGAAGGCAGCUGGGCAGAAAUUCCACUGUGCUUAGGCUACUGUAGUUGUAAUGAAGGUUUUGCAAAUUCCAACUACUCGGAUGCAAUGCUGAAGACUGCACAAAAUGACUAAGUUUACUUUUUUUUUUACAGUUUCAUAAGUCUUUGGAAUGAGAAUUGACAGCUAAGUAUACUAUAACAGUGCAAUAUCAAGCUUUUUUAAUCUAGAAGGUAUUAUGAGGGAACCUUUGAGUUUUAAUGUGAACCAUCCCAUACGUCAAGAGCAAACAGUGUUAAUUGUGGGUAUCUGUUCUCUUUUUUUUUUAACAAAGGUAUUUUAUUGAAUUCUCUCAAUGCAUCAUCAUACAUGCUAUCAGUUAAUGGGGGAACCCAAGUUCUUUUUAGGGAAAGCAUUAUACUGUGAAUCGUUGCUAAAGCUGUUUGAGUAGUGGUUGUUCUCAUGGGGCAUGACAAGCCAUUCUUCUCCAGAAAACUACUGGUAAUCUAACACUAAAAAACAAAGGAGCUCAUGUAGUGUGGCUUCUCUUUCCAUGCAGACUAAAGUAGUUUUCACAUUCUGGUAUCUCGGUAGAACAAGGUAAUACAGAUGCAUCGCAAACUGGAACAUGCAAGAGCUGCCAUCUCUUGUUAGCUCAUUCCACAUCUUAGGCCAAGGGUGUGCAUUGACUGCCCAGCAACAGUCCUACAGUUUUGCAUUGUUCUUGUCCAGGACAUUCCCUGGGCUGACAGCACUGGGAUGAGUGCCUUGAAUUCCUCUAGCUUGCCCCUCUCUGGCUUAAAGGAGGGAAGAGUGGCAAAUGAAAUGGGGAGCAAGUGAGGAAUGUUUGACCAAUUGUGGCAUGUGGGUGCCUUGUAAGGGGCACACUGCUCCUUGUUUAAAACCCUGUUGCUUAUUCCACCAGAUGUGGAUGUUUCUCGUGCAGACAAUACAUUGAAAUAUGUAUAUGUGAACUCUCCAAUAAGUGUAUAUGUUAUCCUGAGAGCUUCUAGAAAACAUCUUUAACCAUCCUUAUUUGACUUGUGCUUUUUGCUUAACAUGUAUUGUACAAAUAAAUUUUUUAAAGUCUUUA
This is a messenger RNA of Elgaria multicarinata webbii, 2598 nucleotides long. RefSeq names its product choline kinase alpha (gene CHKA). The coding region runs from base 114 to 1490 and encodes 458 amino acids. The record is from RefSeq and is a predicted model, not a curated record. Gene Ontology annotation, molecular function: choline kinase activity; ethanolamine kinase activity. The transcript is spliced from 12 exons. Gene Ontology annotation, biological process: phosphatidylethanolamine biosynthetic process; CDP-choline pathway. NCBI's taxonomy places the organism in Eukaryota, Metazoa, Chordata, Lepidosauria, Squamata, Anguidae. Gene Ontology annotation, cellular component: cytoplasm.